GUGCUGUCAAAUUGUGCAAGAUUUGUUGUUGUUUUAUGGAAAAAACAAAAUAAUUUGCUUUUCUCAGGCAAAACUCAAAAAAAUAUAUCAUGCAGUUUGAUUAAGCAGCCCUAAAUGUUCCAUAACAUACAAGCAGCAAAUAAAUAUUAACCAUUCAACAGAACUAACCAUGGCCGAAGACGAUGAGUUCUGUAACAUAUGUUCUCUGCCCCCUGAAAUUAUUCUCUAUAUUUUCAAGUAUUUAUCAGCGAAGGAUUUGACUAAAUGCCGCCAAGUAUGUUCCUGGUUCAAGCACAUAGUGGACGGGCUUACUAAAAGUGACGCUUUUUGGAGAAAACACUGCCAAACCGAUUUCAAUAAGGUGUAUAGAAUAGCUCGCGAGAAAGCUCGCGCUGGGGUGCUAUGGUUCCACAUUUACCGUUCUUUGACCCUCUGGCCCAAGCUAGAGUCCUCAAGAGAAAUCCGAGAUGAGUUUGCCGCCGCUUCGAAAGUCAGCGACGAAAUAAGAGGCUUCGAAAUCCUGCGCGACGGUAUAAUCGGUGUUCACAAACGAGGAACUAUUUGUUACUAUGAUAUCGAAACUUUGGAAGUCUGCAAACGUGGAGUAAUUACCGGCAACUAUCUCCGAUACACAGAAAAUCAUGAUACCAUUGUGAUCCUGAGCUAUCACCUCCAGUUGUAUAUAAUACGUAAGCUAAUAUACAAUCCGCACUACGAAACCAAUGUUACGUUUGAUAAUGUCAAAACAUUCAUUCUAGUGGACAGACAUGUGUACUAUGUGAAUUUAAAAGAUGAGAUUUUCGUUUGUAAUCUUGAAAAUGGCGAUCUGACUACUAGAUACAUGAAUAAGUCCGAAGAUGGUGUCAUAUGCUUGGGGUUUACGAAAAAUUUAAAUGUGCUGACAUUUCAACGUGUCAUCCACUCUGUUGUUGGUGACAAUUUAGUGUACUCCUGUACACUUGGAGCGAAUUCCAACUUACUACAUCAGUUGCAAGAAUAUAAUUUGUUAGGUGAGUUGGAUUGGAGAAUUUAUUUCCAGUGGAUGUAUGUGCUCAACCACUCAGUGCCUGAAGGACCAUUGAGAGAUAUAAUAACAAUACGAGCAUACGGAGACGUUUUCUUUGUGGGAUCCAACUGGGGAGUGCUUCGAAUCUACUAUGCACCGUAUUCUGAAGGUGAAUUUGAUAUUUUUAACGCUGAACCGAUAAAGCAAUACAACUUUAUGGAACGUUGUGACUGUCCAGUGUUGAGCAUGUGUCCAAUAUUACAAGUAGAUGUACUAGAAGGUGAGGAAGGCCACACUGUUAUCGUAGCUAUGCCAAAAAAGAUUGCAGUUCUCAAUUUUGUUCAUAAUUUCAAGAGAUCUGCCUCAGUUGCUAUGCUGCCAUAUGCAGAUAUACAGAAAGUCAAAAUAUUAAAAAUCCAAGAAUGA
Chilo suppressalis (striped riceborer) is the source of this 1432-nucleotide messenger RNA. NCBI's taxonomy places the organism in Eukaryota, Metazoa, Arthropoda, Insecta, Lepidoptera, Crambidae. The record is from the annotation of a GenBank genome assembly.